Messenger RNA from Phoenix dactylifera (date palm), 2289 nucleotides. Its product is annotated as mitochondrial-processing peptidase subunit alpha. Gene Ontology annotation, biological process: proteolysis. NCBI's taxonomy places the organism in Eukaryota, Viridiplantae, Streptophyta, Magnoliopsida, Arecales, Arecaceae. Gene Ontology annotation, molecular function: metalloendopeptidase activity; metal ion binding. The record is from RefSeq and is a predicted model, not a curated record. Gene Ontology annotation, cellular component: mitochondrion.
CUUCUAGAAGAUGCCAGCGGGGUGCGUGGCCUCCGGCGGCUCGGAAAAUAGAGCAGCAAGGGCCGAGAAGAGCCUUCUACCUCGCGAGAAUCGAGAGUAUGAAGUGAAGCAGUCGGCCUCGCUCCUCUCCUGGGGGCUGGAGCUCCUCGUGUCCCCGUACUCUCUCUUUCUCUCUUCUCUGGCUCCGGCUUCUCUUUAGGGAAGAAGGAGCGGAAUUCCGUCUCCGCUUCCGACCUAGGGUUUCCGCGAUCCCAUCAUGUACCGUGCCGCAGGUUCCCAUCUCAAAGCUCUCAAGGCAGGUGAUGCCAGGAUCUUUGCUGCUGCCGCUAGAUUGCCAGUACUAGCAUAGCGAGAAGGUCUUCUGGUGUUUCUUUAGCUGGCUAACAGGUGGACAGUCCGGUCAACUUCCUCCUCUUGAUACUCCGCUACCAGGUGUUACACUUCCUCCUCCCCUGCCUGAUUACGUAGAGCCAGGCAAGACAAAGAUCACGACUCUUCCGAAUGCAUUAGAAUUGCCUCCGAAACAUCACCAAGCCCAAGCUGCUUCGGUAGGGCUAUAUGUUGACUGUGUUCUAUAUAUGAGACGUUUGCUUCGCUUGGAGCCACACACGUCUUGGAGCGGAUGGCCUUCAAAACCACAACAAACAGGAGCCAUCUGCGGAUCGUUCGUGAAAUAGAAGCUAUCGGAGGAAGUGUCACGGCAUCAGCUUCCCGCGAACAGAUGGGCUAUACUUAUGAUGCUCUGAAAACUUACAUGCCCGAAAUGGUUGAGGUGCUUAUUGAUUGUGUCAGAAAUCCUGUUUUCCUUGAGUGGGAAGUUAAUGAAGAGCUGAAGAAAAUAAAGGCAGAGCUCGGAGGAGCUUCUAAUAAUCCACAGGGUUUGCUUUUGGAGGCUAUUCAUUCUGCUGGCUAUUCUGGCGCAUUGGCAAAUCCAUUGAUUGCUCCGGAAUCUGCAAUAAACAGAUUGAAUGGCACCAUUCUUGAGGAAUUUGUUGGUGAGAACUACACUGCUUCUCGAAUGGUACUUGUGGCAACAGGUGUGGAACAUGAGAAAUUGGUAUCAGUUGCUGAACCACUUUUGUCUGACCUUCCCAAAGUGUCGCAUCCUGAAGAGCCAAAAUCUGUGUAUGUUGGAGGAGACUAUAGAUGCCAGGCAGAUCCAUCGAAGACACAUGUUGCCCUUGCAUUCGAGGUUCCUGGUGGAUGGCAUAAAGAAAACGAAACCAUGACACUCACAGUACUUCAGAUGCUUAUGGGAGGCGGUGGUUCAUUCUCUGCUGGAGGACCGGGGAAAGGAAUGCAUUCUUGUCUUUAUCUACGAGUCUUAAAUGAGUUCCCACAGAUUCAGUUGUUUUCUUCUUUCAGCAAUAUCUACAAUCAUACUGGCCUUUUUGGAAUUUAUGCAACCACUGGUCCAGAUUUUGUUUCUAAAGCUGUUGAUUUGGCAGUCAGAGAGCUUCUUGCAGUUGCAACUCCUGGACAAGUUGAUCAGGUACAACUAGAUCGUGCUAAAGAUUCAACCAAGUCUGCAGUUCUAAUGAAUCUGGAAUCACGAGUACUAACAUCCAAAGAUAUAGGACGGCAAAUUUUGACAUAUGGAGAAAGGAAACCUACCGAGCAUUUUCUGAAAUCCAUUGAUGAAGUUACGCUAAAAGAUAUAAGUUGCCUUGCUGAAAAGAUUCUCUCUUCCCCACUUACAAUGGCAUCUUGGGGGGAUGUUGUCCGGGUCCCCAGCUAUGACUCCGUCAGCCGAAAGUUUCAUACAAAAUGAGUUUCUUCAUGCCUGAUGGUUCAAAAUAUCUUUUCUGGCAAACCUCGUUAUUCAUAUGCGCUGCUUCCCAGUCAUGGAUAUAGCUGCAGAAAAUAAGAAAUCAACGUGUUUGAAAGAAAAAUCGUUUUGGUUCAGUAAUCUGGUGACCCAUCACAGCUGGAAGACGUAUUUUCUUUAUUUUACAUUGGAAGUUCAAUUUGGUUCGCUAUUCGGUGUGCAUCUUCUAUGCCUUGUGCCAUUUCACUCUUUUCCCCCGUUUCGAGGCUCCGUUAGACAUGGAAAGGACUAUAGGUCUUUCGUUCACUCAAAUCCAUCAGCCCAGUUACAGAGCCUCGUUGCAGACUGAAUGUGAAUUGAUGCGGCACAAAGCCACCUGUUUGGAUGUAAGAUUAGCUCAUAAGCAGCAUUGCCUGAAACUGAAAUUUUUUUAGCCUAAGGUAGGAUUGGUUGUGGUAAUAUUUCCCUCUAUAAGCUCACAAACUAAAAUAAAAGUUCUUUUGGAAGGAUUAAGAUGACAA